GGACAGCAGGUCCCCCAGAAUCUGGAACCUCUCCAUGGACAGCAGAUUCCCAAAAGUCCAGAACUACGUAGGGAACAGAAAAUCUCCUUCCAGGAUCCGUUCCUGAAUCCCCCAAAGGACAGCAGAGUCCUCCUCAGGACCCAGAACCCGUUGGAGGACAUGAACCCGCUCCUCAGCUCCAUCAGGUUCCGGCCCGCCACCUCAGAUACAGGCAGAGCUACAGAUCAGCCGUUUCUCAGGAUGACGACAAAGAAGAGGAGGAUGUCCAGAUCAGACGUGGCUCAGCAGGAGGUCAGCGGGCCCUGAACGCCCCUCUCAGUGACGUGGCGAGGGCCAUGUCUGCCUCCUCACCGAGUGUCAUAGACCCCGCGGUUCCUCCCUCCUCUUCCUCAGGGAAUAAGGUUCCUCAGAUCUACAUCCAGAACUCAGACGUUGAACUUCUGGCAUCUCGAUUCCCCUCAGAGUCCAGGUCCAGACCUGGACCUGGACCUGGACCUGGACCUGGACCUGUGGAUUCCAUGAGACGCAGUCUGCCUCUGGAAGCAGAAUUCACCAUGGAACGCCACCAUGACAGACCUGCUGCUCAGACCUCUCAACCAGUCGGGCCCAAACGGAACCAGAGGCUGUCGUCCAGCCAGAGCGACGUCUUCGACCUGCCGUCGGCUGUGAGGUCAUCGUCGGCUGUGAGGUCAUCGGUCAGCGACUGGCCUCCGUCCGGGUCCUCCAGAACCUUCAGAGCAGAUGAACCUGCGGCUUCUCUGGAAGUUCUGCAGGAGUCCAACAGAACCAAGCCGGAGCCUCCGGCCCGUCGCUCCAACCUGAAAAUGCCGUUCCAUCAGUCGAUGGGGAAUCUCUGCGACGACGAGUCGCCUCCCAGUGGAAAGUUGCAGCCGUUCCUGUCCAGCGACCAUCUGAAUGACAACCAGCAGUUUGCGUCCAGAGGGUCGUCCCUCAAUCAGUCCACAGAUGAUCUCUACGAUGACAUGAAGUCGAGCAGCAGCUCCAUCGACUCGCCUCGGGUGAAGCUCCGCUCGCCGGCGGCUCGGCGGAUGAGCAGCCGGCUGAGGAACCGGAUUUGCCGCAGCUUGGGAACCGACCUGGACCAGGAGGAAGCCGGUGGAGGACCGGAGGACGCCAGACUGGAACGGCUGCACCGGAUCUCGUCCUCGCUGAGUCUUCCCCACCACCUGUCCUCCUCGUCGCUGUCGUCUUCCACCACGCCGCCGCGAUGCCCCAGCCCCAACGCCUCAGAGGGCGGGAGGAAGGAAUCCAGGAAGAGCUUUCACUCCCACAACGCUGGAAAGUCUGCGGUUCCUCUGGAGCCCCAGGAGCACCACUGGAUGGUGAAGGCAGCGGCGGGUGCCUGGCCCGACAUCUACGCUCUGUUCAGGUCCGACUCCUCGCUGCUCAACCGGCAGGACUUCAUCUCCGGCUUCACGGUUCUGCACUGGAUGGCCAAACAUGGCGACCACCGAGUGAUCAACACCCUGGGGUACGGCGUGCAGCAGAAAGGCCUGAGCUUCGAUGUGAACGCCAGGUCGACGGCGGGUCAGACUCCCCUCCACAUCGCCGCCAUGCACAACCACAAGAACGUCAUCCAGCUGCUGGUGAAGAAGUUCAACGCCGACGUGAAGGUGAGGGACACGGCGGGGAAGAAGGCCUGGCAGUACCUGAGCGACCGAUCCCCGACAUCCUGCAGCUGCUGGCGGCGCCGCCGAAGGCCGCGCUGACCCGCGGCCCCGAGAACGUCGACCCGGGCCCGAAGCCGCCCAAGCAGAAGCGCCACCUGCGCCACCACUUCUCCUCGGCCUCCUCCGGCCAGAGGCCGCAGAC
Molecule: messenger RNA, 1833 nt
Organism: Poeciliopsis prolifica (blackstripe livebearer)
Lineage: Eukaryota; Metazoa; Chordata; Actinopteri; Cyprinodontiformes; Poeciliidae
Exons: 5
Coding region: 336-1730 (464 amino acids)
Molecular function (GO): protein binding
Source: RefSeq, a predicted model, not a curated record